AUGAUUUCACUCGCAGAACCCGAGAAGCGCCGACAGUUGCAGGCGGAGGAGGUUGACGGUCAUGUUCACGUUUCAGGCGUUGGUGCAGUGAAGAAGGUGUACAGGGGAUUUGAUCGGAAGAGAUGUGGCAUGGAACCAAAGAAUGAAAACAUCAUUGUUCUUUACAGUUUCUGGAGGGAUACUAAAAACAGCACCUUGAACUUCAUCACAGAGUCAUGUGCUUCAGGUAAUUUAAGGGAUUACAGGAAGAAACGCAGACGGGUUUCAUUGAAGGCAUUGAAGAAUUGGUCAAGACAGAUUUUGAGAGUGAAAUAUGAAAUGAGAACUUUAUCUCAGUUUCGUCCAUUGAUACCCUUGUUAGAAGCCAUGCCAAAGGAACUUGGUGCUAGCCUGCAUGAUAUGCUUAAUCUGAUCACGGUUAAAUACAUUGAGCAUAUCGAGAAGAAACACAUGGAACCCGAAGAAUGUUAG
Lactuca saligna is the source of this 471-nucleotide messenger RNA. The record is from the annotation of a GenBank genome assembly. NCBI's taxonomy places the organism in Eukaryota, Viridiplantae, Streptophyta, Magnoliopsida, Asterales, Asteraceae.